Molecule: messenger RNA, 3776 nt
Organism: Xyrichtys novacula (pearly razorfish)
Lineage: Eukaryota; Metazoa; Chordata; Actinopteri; Labriformes; Labridae
Source: the annotation of a GenBank genome assembly
UCUGAAAGGACCAACCCGGAAGUUAUUGAAUAUAAAGCAUGUGUACCCUGAAGUUUGUCUCUUUCUCCGUCAUAAUACCAGUUUAAUGCUAACAGUGAGGCAUGAACAGCUGCUCUAAAGUAACCCGUAGACUAGGACGGGGUCUAGGCCGGACCAUGAUCCCCGGACAGCGGAAAACCUGCUGCCGGUGUCUGGGAGCAGCACUGUCCUUCACCCGGAGUCAGACAACCGCCGCCGAACCCACCGAAGGCCCCGACACGGGUGAGAAACCCCGGCUGAGGGCGAUCGACCUGGCCCGGAAGGUCCAGCAGGAGACGGAGAAACCGGUCCAUGAAGAACCUCCGAAGUCUCCUCAGCAGAAAAGACUGAAUGAGCUGAAGAGAUUCAGUCAGCAGCUCCAGAAGGUUCAUCCUAAUGUUCUGGCCAAACAUCUCCACAAGAGCCUACUGUACCAGGAUGAAGAUGUGGUGAUCAUCAACAAACCCUACGGUGUCCCUCUCAGAGGUAGAGCAGCCGAACCAAAGCCGAACCAAAGAGUUAACACUGGACAUUAUUGUCAUACAGUUAGAUAACGAAUAUUGUGUUUUUUAAUGACAAAUAUCAUGUGUUUAAAUCUGUUCUGUGGAGUUUUUGGCUGUUUAUCAUGAGCACUCUGGAACUAUCGUUGAUGCCUCAUGUAAUAGAGACCAGAAGGUUAUGAAUUUCUAUUAAGUAAUUCCACCAAACAUCAUUUUAACUUUGACUCAUUUCUUUAGCAAAGAGACUAAACACAACUCACCUACUCUCUUCCAGCAGACGCUUGUUUGUAGGGAGACCUUGGUCCAGUCCAUUACGGACUACAGCGGGGUGACGCAGCUCAAGGGAGAACAUUUAUAAUCAUUUCUUCAUGGAAAUACAUUCAGACUGAGACGCUAAGACAGAAGAACUACAGCGUCUGUAAAAUGAUGAAUAUGAUGAUUAUUACUUCAAGGAAAUGAUAAAGAAAUGAUCAUAAAUGUUCUUCCUUGAGCUGCGGCACCCCGCUGUAGUCUGUAAUGGACUGACCUGAGGUCUCUACAAACAAGCAGCUGCUGGAAGAGAGUAGGUGAGUUGUGUUUAAUCUCUUUGUGAAAGAAAUUAGGCGAAGUUCAAAAGAUGGUGUUACGGUGUGUUUGACCCUAAAUUAAUUUUACGCUGGAAUAUCCCUUGAAGAAGUCAUUAUGAGGUUUCAAGGCAUAAAACACUCGUUAUUGAUAUCAGCAAAGACAGAAGAUCUAGAGGUUUGCUCAGAGUGGGCGCCAAAAUCACCACAAACAUAAUUACUCACUGGAGCUUUAAAGGUUAAAGAUUGUAUUUGGGAUUCCUCAAGAGCUUACAGUUUGGCUAAUAAUCAGCCGAUUGAUUAAGUUGUUGAGUCAUAAUUGUUAAUAAAUCAUUCACUGAAUUUUGAUAUGUAGAUUAUAACACUUACUGUGGGAAAACUUUAUCCCAUUUCUGUGAUUGAUUCAUCAGUUUUAUAUCUUUCUAAGUGACGGGCUACAUUUAGAAAAUUUAGGGACACAAAAUAAUGUAUUUCAUCAUCCAAGCUGAACGGUGUACUCAAAUGAACUUGUGUAAACUCAAAAAUAAAUCUCAUAUCUAUAUUGAUUUGUCUCCUAGAGGACCCAAGAGUCACUUCCAUCUCCUCUGUGCUUCCUAUUCUCUCCAAAAUGAUGGAUGGGAUGAAGGUAAAAUCUCACUCUCAACUUCUUCCCUGUCUGGGAUUGGAGAAGGAAACAUCAGGAGCCCUUCUGCUGGCCAGGAGGGAAGAAGUUGUGGAACAUGUACUUGAGCUGAACAGAAAUAACCAAAUACAGAGGAAGUUCUGGUGAGUCCACAGAGAAAGCUCUAAAAGAGAGCUGAAAUACUGUGUCUGAUGUGUCCCUGUGACUUAAAUUAACAUGAAGAUGUUGACAAUCACUUCCUUAGGGUCGUCACAGUUGGUGUUCCUGUACCAGCUGAAGGAGUGAUUGACAUCCCGAUCAUAGAGAGGGGGGUCACAGGCACUCAGCCACACUAUAAGGUACCUCCUCCUCCUCCUCUUCAUAUGUGGAUUUGAUGUUGAAGGGUUCAGCUGCUGACUGUAUGACACCUCAUGUUUGCCACUUUAAAAAAUUUCAGAUGGCUUUAAGUCCUCGUUUCAAAAUGAAGGAUGCAGGGGAUGGUGUGGUCAAAGUCCGUGCCAACAGGCAAGCUCACUCUGCAGCAACCAAGUACAGAGUCCUAGACAGCAGCUGUGGUUGUAGUCUUGUGGAGCUUCAGCCUUUCACAGGUAAGAGGACUGAGCCUACAGUAGGAAACCCCCGCUGAAUGAUCUGGUAAAUCUGCUUUUUAAUUGUUUUCUACUUUCUUGCUUUCCUGUGUGAACAGGAGUGAAACACCAAGUGAGAGUUCAUUUGGCAUAUGCCCUGUCAUGCCCUGUUCUUGGUGACCACAAGUAUUCCCACUGGGACAAACUGGCUCCACAGGUGAGAUGUCUCCAACCUCAUGAGUCCAGAAUGAGAAAGGAAGAGUGUUUGUAUUAUAAAUGAGCUGGUACUAACAAUAUGACAAUCUGUCUGUGCUAAUUUUACAUGUUUUGUUAUGAUUCAUUUGUAAAAUGCUUUUUUCUUUUAUGCUUAGAAAUUACCUGAGCGUGUGCUGGGAAAGCUUGGACUGGAGCAGAGCAAGAUUCGCCACCUUCCUCUUCAUGUACUUGCUCGACAGCUGAUUCUGCCGGGAACCAAACGAGCUGAGAUCAGCGUAACCUGUCCCCUGCCUAAAUACUUCACACAAACGUUAAAUAGAUUAUAUUUAACAGUUCCUGAAAAAACUGACUAACUCACCACCUCUUUGAAUAAGUCCAGUUCUAGAUUUUUUUAGUUUUUCAUACCUGUUAAAUGCUGAAGGGCUCUCUGUACAUCUGGAUAUUUGAGGACAUGUAACCAAACACAAAACUGUCUGUAAAAAAAGUGACUGUACGGUAUUCAGCAACUAAUUUAAGUAUGAAAUAUCAAUUAAAAGAGUUAUCUUCUAUUUUUGACAAUAGCUGCUUGUUUACUACAAGAAUUUAUCACCAAGAGACCAGGAACCUUUUAAGGAACUGUUGUCUGAUAGCAUUUUGUUUUUGCCGUGGCAACUUUUCAUUGUGUAAAGAAAAUCUUUGUUUACAUUUAUGUGCAGCUGUUCAAAGUUGUGUUAAAUUUCCAUCCACAUACACAUAUAUUUACGAUAUGUGUGUGUGUGUGUGUGUGUGUUGAAGACCUCUGCCUACAGGGUUAUCUACUGCACUAUCUACUUUUCCUAAAGGUAUAGGAAUUUAAGGAUAAGGUUUGCAUCACUGAACAUGUAUCAUUUGUCAAAUACACAUUUUAAUGUUUGCAGCCUUUCAGAAAAUCAGCAGUCACCUACAUGGGUAGUUUUAUGGUUUCCCCUGCAUUAGAAUACAGAAGACAGCAGACAGUAAUGAACCUUCACCAAACUCUGGGCCCUGUUAAGCACUUAGCACUGUUCUUCUAAAUUUAAGUGUAAUUCAUGAGAGGUACCACAAGGCUUUGAAUGGUCUCCCUAUGACAAGUCCUGCUGUUAAGGCCUAUAUGUCGACAUUACAGGACUUGCAAGUAUGACACAGCGCUUUGUUGAAACAAUUAUAAAACUGUGUCAGCUAGACCAAGGUGUCUGCAUGUCCCUUUUAAUGAUGGACAAUACAUACAUACAUGAAACGGUUGGCAAAUAAACCCUCGGUGGGGCUUUCAGUCACUAGCUUACACCUGAGAAAA